This is a messenger RNA of Hippocampus zosterae (dwarf seahorse), 8535 nucleotides long. It is a transcript of the gene tnrc6ba, whose product is annotated as trinucleotide repeat containing adaptor 6Ba. Gene Ontology annotation, molecular function: nucleic acid binding. Gene Ontology annotation, biological process: miRNA-mediated post-transcriptional gene silencing; positive regulation of nuclear-transcribed mRNA poly(A) tail shortening. The record is from RefSeq and is a predicted model, not a curated record. NCBI's taxonomy places the organism in Eukaryota, Metazoa, Chordata, Actinopteri, Syngnathiformes, Syngnathidae. The transcript is spliced from 22 exons. Gene Ontology annotation, cellular component: nucleoplasm; P-body. Bases 519 to 6770 code for a protein of 2083 amino acids.
UCAAAUCUCCAGAAAGCCUGCGUGUUUUCCUUCUCCCGGCCCCGACACGAAAAAUGUGAUCUUUGUUUCUGCAAGUGUCUGGAAGUUUAUGAAGGUCAAAAAGCGUUUUUCGCGAUGCAUCCCUCCCUACCGCAGGCAACCAGUCAGAGCGCUUCCACGCAGUUGCCACUGGCUGCUGGCCAUUGGAGACUCUUCAUGCUGAGCAGCAAAAUGGCCGCCCGUCGACCGACUGACUCCACAGCGCUUUGAAUUUGAACAUUUCUGCAUAUUUUUGCCUCGCUCCGCAGCAACCAUAGUACUUCUUUACCAGCCAGUGGCGCGUUGCGCGUGUAUUUCUACCAUAGUUCAUUUACUUGACGUAUCCGCUCAGGCGUCGCUGUUCUUGUAGCUUCGACGAAUGCCUCAGAAAGCUAAGAAGAAAAAAACGCACUGAAGCACUUUAAGCUAGUUAGCACGCUAGCUUUUCUUUAUAUGUGAUUGCUGAGAAGAAAGGAGUUUCACGACUGGAGCAGUCGUUCAUGGAAGACAAGAAAAGGAAAAAAGAAGAAAAAAGGAAAAGGGAAGCCUCUCAGAAGGUUACGGAACAAAAGAACAAAGUGCUAGAUUUGACCAAGCAGUCGUCUGCGCAUCCUCCCGCAACUCAGAGCAGCUCUGCCUCCCCCAGCCCUGGACCCUCCCCCUCUGCAUCCCCAUCCCCAGCCACUUCAGGCCCUGGCAGUGCUGCCGCCCAGUCACAGGGUGGUAACAAUGCCAAGCGCCUUGCUGUGGCCAACGGACAGCCCACCUCCACCUCCAGUUCUUCCUCUGCCACAGGCAGCACAAGUGUUACAGGGAACGGGAAUACAAGUAGCGGCGGUGCGGCCCAGGCGCCCCAGCAGCAACCUCGCUAUAUGCCGAGAGAAGUGCCGCCGAGAUUCCGCUGCCAGCAGGACCAUAAAGUGCUACUGAAAAGGGGGCAGCCACCACUGUCCUCCAUGCUGCUGGGAGGGGGAGGAGGAGGAGGAGGGGAUCCACCCAAUGCAAACACGGCUGCUGUCUCAGAUUCGGGUGCAGCUACCACCUCAUUGGCCCUCACCUCGUCAUCAGUUGCUGCUUCUACCACUACUUCUAAUUAUGCAAAUUCCAUGUGGGGCACGAGCUUAGGCAGCCAGGCUUCCUCGCAGGGCAGGGAGAAGGUGAUUGUAGAUGGGAACGACCUGGAAGAGUGGCCCAGCAUCGCUGGAAGUGAUGGGGGAGGAGCUUCUUUCACUGUGGCUGGAGGAGGUGGCGGCGGAAGCAGCAGCAGCAACAGCAACGGGAUGCCUGUGAACAGCACUAGUGCCUCUGGCAACCAAUCCUCAUCCACUUCCUUGUUCUCUUUGCCCAAUGAAUGUAUGCAGUCGUCCAGUAGUGUGGCGUGGGGGACGGCUGCCGCCCAGGGCCAUCUUGGAGGAGGAAAUGCAGUAGCUUCAGCUGGGCCUAUAUUACAGCAGUCCUCCUCAGUUUCCAAAGCCGCCGCUGUGCCAGGAAGCCAUGAUGCCAGUGGCCUCGUCGAUGGCAGCAGUGGUAUCCCGGGUGCCAACUUUAAUCCAAAUGCCAACCCUUCGGCCUGGCCUGCCUUGGUGCAACAGGAUGAAGGAGGUCCAUCGUCCUUCCAUCACCAGGGCCCUGGAGGGACUUUAUCUGCCAACAAUUCUGCUUCCGUAGGGCUCAAGGCUGGGGCAGUGGCACUCGGGGGUCACCAAGCUUUGUCUGUGAAUCAAUCAAGCACUCAUCAGCACCAACUUCACCAAAUGCAAUCGAGAGACAGAGAGAUGGCAGGCGGCAAGUGGGAUAGUGAAUCAGCGGGACCAAAAAUUGCAGGAGAGGAAGGAGUUGCGGGAGGAAUGGGAGGUGGUGGAGACCACAAUCUUUGUUCCUCGUGGAGGGGCCAACCCUCUUACCCUGUAUCCAACUCCAAAACGGGUGCCUCAAGGACUGAUGGAUGGGAGGGCAGAGAGGGUGGCACGGGGUCAUAUAGAGCUGCUGAGGGGGAUAAUGGGUCUUCGGGUUGGGGUUAUCCGGGGCCCUCCAGUGGGGUUAAGUCAUGGGGCAGUGCUGGAAAUGGUGCGAAUGAUAGUCAAACUGGGGUAUCUCAGGGAGGGUGGGGGACAUCAGGAGCAGGAGUGGAAAAAGGGAUGUCUAGUGUUGACUGGGGUGGGAGUUCCUCUAGCACUGGAGGAGCUCAUCCUGGAGAAGUCAGGGGAGGAGCCUGCAGCAGUAACAGCAGCAGUAGUGGAUGCAGCACAGCUGGCAAUCCGCCCGUCACCUCGACUGCUAUGAACAGAGCUUGGGACAAUCAGAAGGGAGAGGGCGAAACGGGGGAAUGGGGUGAGGGAGGGCACGGAGCACAGGGAGGAUCUUUAUCCAGCGGUGGGAAUUCCAGAUGUGAAAGGGAACAUAAUGGCUCCCGUCCCCGGCGUCAGCCACCCGAUACUGAAGCUGCCUUACAGAACCUGCUCAGUCGUCCCGAUCUUGAUCCACGGGUACUAUCAAACACAGGCUGGGGCCAAACACAGAUUCGACAAAACACAGCUUGGGAUCUUGGUAAUCAAGCAGAACACAAUAAGAGCGCGCUCUCGUCAACCUCUUCAAAACACCCAGCUUCUCUGGGACAUUCUUCUCAGUAUUCGUCUGGACCCAGAAUUCCGAUUGGUGAUUCCAAUGGGCCGGGGGUCCACCCUCCCUUGCUUUCAUCUGCUGGCUCCUCUGCGGAGGGCUGGGAGACCAGCAGCAGCAGCAGUAGCAGUGGUGGGGCCUCUUUAACUGGGAGAGCUCCACAACCUUCUGGCCCAACCAUGAGUAAUCUUGGCGUCUCGCAGUCUGGUGCAGUGAUCGCGGCAGGUACUGGUAGUUCGGGACCCUUUGGACAAAACGAGCAAGGAAAGACUACUGGCUUGGGUGCAGGAGGAAUGGGUGCCGUGGAUAGUCAGGAGACCAAAGGAUGGGAUAAUGAAGAAUGGAGAACCAAUCGAGGAAAUGGGGGCAGUUGGGGUGGUCUGGGCGAGCAAGGUAACCCUGUGAGCGCCGAGAGGGGAGCGGUAGGGUGGAAAGAAAUGGGAGGAGAAGGACGAGGAAGUGGGUGGGGCUCAGGGCAGAAGGUCGGGGCAGGUCGGGACUGGGGUGAGCAGGAGUCCAAAUCUAAUAGUAGCGGUGCAGGAUGGGAAGAUGAACCGAAGAACGGGGGAAGGAACUCAGGUGCGGGCAGUUGGGGAAGCUGGGGGGAAGAUCAUCGGAGGUCCUGGGGCGCAGGAGGGCCGGGGGCGGGAGGCAGCGGAGCAGUUGCAGUUAGUGGGCCCAAACCCCAUCAAGGUUGGAGUGGAGGAAAUAAAAUGCACCAGAUGCCAAACAGCCAGUCAGGCUCCAUCACGGGCCUGCAGGCACAACUGCAGCAGCAACAAUCACAGCCCCGGAAUCAGCCUCCACAGCUGCAGCAAGCGUUGGACCAAGGGGCUAUGCAAGGGGGUGGUGGGAGAAAACCAAUCUCCCAAGCUCAGAACCAAAGCUCAGGCUGGACCUCGGGGCCCAUGCCUGCUGGCCAUGGUGGGAGUGGAUCUGCACCGAGCGGUUGGGAGGAACCGUCCCCGCAGUCUUUAAGCAGGAAAAAUGAGAUUGAUGAUGGAACAUCAGCAUGGGGCGACCCAACCCAUUACAACUACAAGCCGGUUAAUUUGUGGGAUAAGAACACCACCCCCGCUGGCCGGCAGCCACACGGUCAAAGUCAGGCUCAACAGCAGGGACCCCCACCUUCAACGCAGCAGCUCAAUCGACCUGCCACAGGACCUGGAGGCGGCAGGGACUUCAACACCAGUCACGGACUGGGAAAAGCUUCUCCGAUGGGUACCUCAGGUUGGGGUGGUACACCUCCAGCUAGUCCCACGGUAGACAAUGGUACAGCCGCUUGGGGAAAACCGACCGAUGCCCCCUCUGGCUGGGGGGAACCUGAUGACGCUGGCGGGAAAAGUGGCUGGGGAAACCCUCCUUCCAAUCCAAUUAAUUCUGGAUCAAAGUCUAUGCAAGACAGCUGGGGGGAAAAAGAGGGCUCUGUGACAGCGUCACGUCACUCGAGCUGGGAGGAAGAGGAGGAGGGCGGGAGCAUGUGGAACAGCGCCGGCUCCCAGGGGAGCGGGUCGUCCUGGGGACAGGGUAGCAAUGGUGGCUGGGGACAGAGCCACAAUGUCAAGAAGCCUAGCCACAAGGGUCCGCUCAAGGUUGGGGGAGAUUCCUGGAUGAGCCCAAUAAACAGACAAUUCUCAAAUAUGGGGCUUCUGAAUGACGAUCCGAGCGGUCUGAACAUUGACCUGCCGCCAGGCGCUCUCCAGGAAAAGAAGAUGGAAAUGGAUAAAAGAGCCUUGGGAAUGAUGGAUUACAAUGGAGACAUGCGGAAAGGACGAGGGGGAGGCAGCAUGGCUUAUCGUUCACCCGUUUCCAAAGAGGCGGCGCCUGGGGAUGGUGUUUCUUUUUACGACAAGACCUUGCUUUUGAACAAUCAGGAUGGGUACCUUGGGGAGGACGGUCCUUGCUCUCUGUUCUCACCACCCACUGCCUACAAGCCCCAUUCCCUCUUCAAUCACACUAUCCCCUUUAGACAAGGUGGCCACGGUCUCCUUGGCAGUAGUGGAGGGAUGUCUCAGCCCAGACACCAGCCCAAUGUUCCCACCAUGAACCAGUCCCAAGGGAUACGAGCACAAGUGCCUCAUCAGUUCCUGUCACCUCAGGUGCCAGGCUCCAUGCUGAAGCAGAUGCCCCCUCCCAGUGGGGGCAUUGGGGGCGUUGGCAGUGUGGGAGGAGUGCCUGGAGUCGGCGGCAGCGGUGUGUUCCCUCCACAGCUGUCCCCCCAGCAUAUAGCCAUGCUCAGCAGCAUCUACCCGCCGCACAUCCAGUUUCAGUUGGCUUGUCAGCUCCUCCUCCAGCAACAACAGCAACCACCACAACAGCAGCUGCUGCAAAACCAGAGAAAGUUCACACCUAAUGUGCGGCAGCAAGCUGACCCUCAACAGUUGGCGAGGAUCAUGGCAGUACUCCAGCAACAACGGCAGCAGCAGCAAGUCGGAGGUUUAGGUGGCAACCUCAAACUCUCUCCCUCCCACCAUGGUGGAAGUGGUGCCAAAUUACACGGGGUUGACUCCUUGCCCCACCAGGGCCUGGCAGGAUCUGUGGCUGACCUGCAUCAGAAAACGUUUGGACCUUACUCGGGCUUCAGUUCUGGUGUGAACCUCGCAGGUAUGGACCUGGGCGGCUCUAUGGUCGGGGGGCCUGGGGGCAUGAAGGACAUGGGAGGACAACAAUCUCGUUUCAAAUGGAUGAUGGAGGGACACUCCUCGCCAGACACUUCCUCACCUGAAAAUGCAUUCCACAAAAAUGGUCCUGUCACCUCCAUGAAGAUGCCGGGGGGCUCACCCUACUCACAGUACGACAUGAUUGUUGGAGAUGCGCAAGGCAACACCGGUUGGCAUCGCACCCCUGGCAAGAUGAGUACUAAGCCCACCACUACAGCCAGCUGGCCCCCUGAGUUUCAGCCUGGUGUUCCCUGGAAAGGAAUAGAUCGGGUUGACCCCGAAUCGGACCCCUACAUGACGCCAGGGAGCAUGAUGGGAAACACCGUCUCUCCCUGCCUCAAUGACACUGAGCACCAGUUGUUACAAGACAAUACUGAUUCCAUCCCUCCCCUCAACACCUUACUGCCUUCACCUGGUGCCUGGCCCUACAGUGCCUCAGAUCCCCUGAACAACGCACACAACUCAGCAAAGUACACAGACUAUAAGACUGGAUGGCCCCCCGAGCCCAUUGGGCACAAGUCCUGGAAAGCCAGUCGUGGCAGCAGCCAGGCGCAGCUGUCGCGCCCACCUCCAGGCUUAGCCAGUCAAAAGCAGAUAUCGCCGACCCCGUGGUCAGGUGGUGGCCCUCGAUUGGCCGGCAGGGGAUGGAGCAGUGGCUCGGGCACCUCUGGCUCAGCGUGGAGCGACAGCAGCUCUCGGGAAAGUUGCUGGUUGGUGCUCAGCAAUCUCACGCCACAGAUUGAUGGCUCCACGCUUAGAACCAUUUGCAUGCAGCAUGGCCCCCUGCUGACCUUUCACCUUGGCCUGACCCAGGGCAGCGCACUUAUCCGCUAUGGCUCCAAACAGGAAGCAGCCAAAGCCCAGAGCGCCCUGCACAUGUGUGUUCUGGGCAACACCACCAUCUUAGCCGAGUUUGUGAGCGAAGAGGAUGUGGCCCAGUACAUUGCACAUUCCCAGGCUGGAGGGUCGGCGAGCGGAGGUGCAGGCACGGGCUCUGGCGCCACCCCCGCACCAUCCUCUGCCGUUGGAGCUAAUGGUAGCGGGGCUAACUGCGAGCUCGCUGCAUCAGCAGCGACAGCAGCAGGAGGAGGAGGAAAUGGCGGCGGCGGCACGGGAGGAAGCGGAGAGGUAGGGUCUUCAGCAGGGACGGUCGUACCCGUGGGAGCCGGACAUUCCGAGUCCACGUGGCAAAGCCUGGAAGCCACCGGCAGCUCAUCGGACCAGUCCGCCCCCGCCGCACCCGGUCUGGGCAUCUUUUCCCAGUGGAGUGGCAACGGCGCCGGGGUGGGAGGAGGCGGAGGGGUGGAGGCGGGAAGGCAAGGUCUGUGGGGGGGUAUGAGUGGCAUGAGUGGCGCCGGGUACCCCAGUAGUAGCCUGUGGGGUUCGCCAGCACUUGAAGAUCGCCAUCAGAUGGGCAGCCCGGCCUCGCUACUGCCAGGGGACCUUCUGGGAGGGAACGGCGACUCCAUCUGAAGGGCCCCCCUCCCCCAUUUGGAAAAUCACCGUCACGACGUCACCCUCUAUUUAUUUCCACACACAAAUGAUGGAAUUGAAGCUACACUGGUCUCCCGUCACACAGGCUACUUGCAAUACAUUCUCGUAAUUUCACACAUUAAAUCAUCAACGUUAAAUGAAGACCACAGUGAAACUUGAAGCGGGGAGGAGGGGAAAAGGGGGGGGGGGGACUGAACUGGGUAGUUCUGUCUUUUUACUCCACGACCCGAUCACUCAGGCAUGUACUGUAGAUGGGCUCAGCCGAGUCCCAACAUGUCAACGCGUUAAGUCCUCGCUGUUGUUUGUGUGCCACAGUUGUCCUCCCCGCCCGAGCCCCUCCCUCGUCUUUUGUAUUUAAUGUCGACGACUUGCAGACUGAGCCUUCUUCGACCCGGUGUACUUCUCUUUAAGUUCUCAUGUUCGGAAGCUUGAAAGUGACAAAAAGGAUCCGGCGUGUCUCGUGGAAAACGGAGGGCGGGGGGAUAACAGCACCUCGCUUUCGCUCUCAACUGGACCAGUGGCAAACUUUUUAGAGGAUUAGAGGAACAUUUUUACUCUAUACCGACACCUCUACCUUGGUGGGAAUGCCAUCAACUGGGGCCCAGGGUUAAAAAGAAAGAAGAAUUAAAAACAAAACAAAAAAAAAAACCUAAACAUUAGCCAAACUUGCACUAUAUGCCUCUGGGGUUUGUUGUUGACUCAUCCAAUACAAAUUCCUUCACAACUCGACACCGACCUUACAGGACGACUUGUAAUGUUACAUCAGCAGUGGCCUUGGCCCACCUGCACUCACACACACACACACACAUGCACACACCAGUUACACACUGCUCUUACCUUUGACAAGCAAAACUCUUAUCUCCUUGUGGAUGUACAUCGGUUGUCUCGGUUUGAAGAGAAACGUGAAAACUUUGUAGAGAUCUCUUUGUUCCCCAUUCAAAAACACUGACCUCGCUAUUGUACUUUUGUUUUUCUUACUCAAAAGAAAUCGACUUGGUUGUUGUUCUAUAUUGUCCUGAUGUUAAUGAUGACUCUGGUCACUUAUUUACUCGCUGUUCAAGGUGCCCUCCUUGCCUGCCUUGUGUGUGCAUGACAGGAGCGUUGACGGUAUGACCGAAUGGAGGAUGAAGAAAAUGACGAUAUCAGGAGUGUUGAUGUGAGUGUUGGCGCGCGUGUGUGGAAUUGCUACAAUGUUGAAUGUUUUCUUUUUGUCCAUGAGAGAUUCAUGCGGGCACUUGCUUUUGAAAACUUAACCUGCUUCAGUCAGGGGAGUGAAUAGAUGUUUAUCUGACAGCUUGGCUUUUUGUGUGUGUGUGUGUGCGCGUGCGUGACCACCAGACAUUGUGAUAGCUGAAAAGUUCAAAAACAUUGGCACUAUUGCAUAUGUCUCUUAAGUUUGUUUUUUUUAGCAGCAUUUUGUUCAUGUUUGUUUUUCCAUUUUGUUCAAUGCAAUUAUAGAUCAUUUGUUUUUAAGACGCAACCAACUGAAGGCAUUUCUAUUCAAAUGCUCAAAUCCUACCAUACCAAGCUCAGCUGGAACCAGUGUUUUACAGACACGUUAAAGAUAGUAGCUGUUAUGUUUUACAGUUUGUAUGUUUGUUUUUUGAUGUUAUGUAUCAAUUUAAAUUAAGUCAGUCUUUAUCACUCCUGUUCAGGAUGUUUUCAUUUAUUUCAGAUGUUACGAAAAGGAGAGGAAAUUAAUUUAAAGUUGAAAAGAACAAGAAAAUAAAGGUUCAAAGCGUUA